This is a messenger RNA of Rhagoletis pomonella (apple maggot), 1090 nucleotides long. RefSeq lists its product as uncharacterized. The transcript has 5 exons. NCBI's taxonomy places the organism in Eukaryota, Metazoa, Arthropoda, Insecta, Diptera, Tephritidae. The record is from RefSeq and is a predicted model, not a curated record. Bases 198 to 1040 code for a protein of 280 amino acids.
UUAAGUUAAUAAAUUGUUAUUAUUGAGUUUAUGUUUAUAAAAGUGCCGCAGCAUUUCGAGAUUAACAACAGUCGCGUUCAACAUCUCGCUGCUAAAGCGUUGUUAAAUUUAUUAAGAAAACUCACUGAUUAUUUUAGUUUAUAUUGUUUUUUUUUUUAUUUUUUUUUUCAUUGGUCGCAAGUUAAGCGGCAAUAGCAAUGCAUAAAAGCGCCCUCUUACGCACAUCGGCUGUGCUAAAAGGACUUUUACUGGUGUUCGCCUGUUUGAGUAGCGUUCGGAGUUUAGAGUAUUACACAGAAAAACCGGAUUUCAUGCAAACAUGCCGCAUAAACGAGCCGGAAUUCGUCAAAUGCUCAACAUCCAGUAUUCAAAAGUUAAUGGAUCAACUGGGAAAAGGUAUACCUGAGAUCAUGGAAGUGAUUGGUACAUUUGAUCCGUUAAAACUUAAACCGAUACAAUUCGCACAAGAUAAUCAAGGAGCAGUAACGUUACACGCCAAUUUAACGGAAAUGGUGGCAACUGGACUGUCGAAACUAGUUAUUAAGGAGAGCAAAGUGAGCAAAAAGGACUACAGCUGGGAAACGAAAAUUUACAUACCAAAGCUACGUUUGGAGGGUCAAUAUAAAAUGGCUGGCAGAAUACUGUUAAUACCGUUGAACGGUGCUGGACAUAUGUUUAUCGAAAUAGAAAAACUCAACAUCCUCAUGCGCACAAAAACUCGUCUCUAUGAGAAAGGCGGUUACACCUUCUACAAUGUUACAAAGAUACGCAUGGAUCUAGCGCCGGGUGGUCUGAAAACGAAUUUCGAAAAUAUUUUCAAUGGCAACAGCAAAGAAGUGGAGCGUAGCACUAAUUUGUUUUUCAAUGAAAAUUGGCGUGAUUUCUUCGAAGCCCUACGACCGCUAGUAACAGAAACUGUGGAGACUACCCUAUUGGAUAUAUUACAAAAGGUGUUCCAUUUGAUACCGGCAAAUUUCUUUGUUGAAGAUAUACCAACAUCGGAACAAUUGUACGCGAAAAAGAAAGAGAAGAAAGAAUGAGUUGAUAUGUUUUAGUAAAAAAUAUAAAUUAGAGAAAAAAAUUGUUUUUA